Messenger RNA from Mesorhabditis spiculigera, 149 nucleotides. The record is from the annotation of a GenBank genome assembly. Lineage: Eukaryota; Metazoa; Nematoda; Chromadorea; Rhabditida; Rhabditidae.
AUGAACGACGGUUUCCCGCAACAAAGCAAAAGCGGCCAUCCCUACGGGUACCCUAUGCAAUGCAACAUCACCAAACAAUUCCUCGAACUCAGCGACGAAGAUCGAAAAUGUUUGGAGGAACGGAGUACUGGUGCUUUAUGCUCAGCCAG